Molecule: messenger RNA, 1759 nt
Organism: Cajanus cajan (pigeon pea)
Lineage: Eukaryota; Viridiplantae; Streptophyta; Magnoliopsida; Fabales; Fabaceae
Product: protein ALP1-like
Source: RefSeq, a predicted model, not a curated record
UGAUAAUUUUCAAAUACCCGUUCACACCACGGUUUAUCCCACAUUAAAAACACAUGGUCGGAGGGAGAGAGAGAGAGAGAGAAUCGCGAAAAGGAUCUUACUAUUACUUCAUCGUAUGUACACCAAAUCCAAUCCAACAUCCUUCGUUAUUACUAUUAUCCGUGGUCGUGAAUUCCUUCGUUACAAUGAAGGAACCCACGAGAAAACGGCGCAUUAAUAAGAACGAAGAUGGUUCAAGCCAGAAGAAGAAAAAGAAGAAGGGACUGAAAAACAUCCUCAGUCUCACAACACUUAUGCUAGCGAGAGAUGAAGAAGAAAUGAAGAAGAAAAAGAAGGACAUGGAGGAUGGUUACUACAGCGAUGUGGAAGAGUCCAACGCAAAGAAGAGAAAAAAGGUCGGCGGCGGCGGUGAGUCGGGGAGUCAGCGGCGGGUUUGGGUGAAGGAGCGUUCGGGGGCGUGGUGGGAGGAGUGCGAGAAAGCUGAGUUUCCAGAAGAAGAGUUCCGGAAGGCGUUCAGAAUGGGGAGGGUGACCUUUGGAAAGCUUUGCGAGGAGCUGAAUUCGGCGAUCGCUAAGGAAGACACGUCGCUGAGGAGCGUCAUUCCGGUGCGGCAGAGGGUGGCGGUGUGUCUGUGGCGGUUGGCGACCGGCGACCCUCUGAGCGUGGUUUCGAGAAGAUUCGGUUUGGGAAUAUCCACUUGCCACAAACUGGUUCUGGAAGUUUGCAGUGCGAUAAGAACAGUGCUGAUGCCCAAGUAUUUGCAAUGGCCUAACGUUGUUGGGUUGAGAGACAUAAAGGGUGAGUUCGAGAACAUUUCUGGGAUCCCCAACGUUGUGGGGUCCAUGUUGACUUCGCAUGUUCCCAUCAUAGCGCCCAAGAUGAGUGUGUCUGCGUACUUCAACAAGAGGCACACCGAGAGGAACCAAAAGACUUGUUACUCCGUUACGGUUCAGGGCGUGGUUGAUCAUAGAGGGGUUUUCACGGACGUCUGCAUUGGGUGGCCAGGGUCCAUGGCUGAUGAUGAGGUCUUGGAAAAGUCAGCGCUUUUUCACAGGGCCAGUAACGGAGGGCUUAAUCUGAGUGGGGUUUGGGUUGUUGGGGGCUGUGGCUACCCUUUGUUGGAUUGGGUUUUGGUGCCUUACACGCAGCGGAACCUCACCUGGACGCAGCACGCUUUCAAUGAGAAGAUUGGGGAGGUCAGGAGGGUCGCUAAGGACGCCUUUGGGAGGUUGAAGGCUAGGUGGGGGUGCCUUCAGAAGAGGACUGAGGUCAAGCUUCAAGAUUUGCCUCUUGUGCUUGGGGCCUGUUGUGUGUUGCAUAAUAUUUGCGAGUUGAAGAAUGAGGAAAUGGAUCCUCACUUUUUCAGCAUUCUUCAUCAUCAUCAUGAUGAUGAUGAUCUUGAUGAUCAUGCUAACCUGGUGGAACCAGAGGUUGCCUCCAGAUCUGUUAGCUCCUUCAAGGCCAGGGAUGCUAUCGCGCAUUACCUUUUGCACCAUGGACUUGCUGGCACUUCUUUUCUUUGAUUGGAACUGAAAAUUCAUCAAGGUUAAUUUCAGACUUAAGAUGAUUAUGUAUAAUUCUUUAGCUUGUUUUUAAUUCUAGAUAUACUUACGUGUCAUUGUUUGUUCAAAGGGAGCUUUGUAACUAAAUGGUACAGUAUAUUCGCCCCUCCCACAAAUGUAUGAUUAAUUGUAAUCGUCAAUGUCAGGGUUUUAUGUAUAAGGUUCAGGGGCUUUUAGUAUUCCAGUUCCUUUAUUUA